AUGGCGAGACAGCUACGAACGCGACGAAUUUCACCAUUACAAGCUGCUGAGUUAUGGUGUGACCUUAGUACCGAUCAAAAAGGUUUUGAGAAAAGGCUGGUGAAUAGAUGCAUUGGAUAUGGACUUUUUGCAACCAAGGCCUUCAGCAAAGGGAGCUUUCUCCUGGAGUAUAGAGGAGUCCUUACUAGUCCUGAAGAGAAUGAUGUGAAUGACAUGGACUAUGUGUAUCAUUUUUUCCACAAAGGUGCCGCAUACAGAAUUGAUGCGUCACAGCAAGAUUCAUGUUUGGCAAGGUGGAUCAAUGAUGACCGCAGGCAUCCAAACUGCACAAUGAAGAAGAUGGUUUUUGAAACAAGCAAAGAACCCCACCUCUGCUUAUUUGCUUUGGAGGAUAUAGACAUAAACACUGAACUGCGGUAUGACUAUGGAACACGAAACUUGCCCUGGAGACAGUCUUCAAGUGCUGCUUCUGCACCACCUUCAUCAAGCGCUGCUCCUGCACCACAGUCUUCAAGCACUGCUCCUGCACCACACUGUGAAGCAUUACUGCCUGCUGUUGGAGAAUGGCAAGUGCAGCCCUCACGCUCAAGGAAAAACAACACUGAUGAAUCAUCAGAUAAAUACUUCACUGAUGACAAUGGUUCUGACUUUGUACCUUCAUCAGAGGAGUCUGAAAUAGUCGCAGAGUCAUCUGAUGAGAAGGAACAGGCACACUUAUUGUGGUUUAUCGGCCCACGUAUGAUGUCAGCCCGGAGGAUUAUCUUCCUUGUCAACAUUGCUAUGGUUAUUAUGCUAAAUCAGAUCUCUGGAAGCACAAAUGUUGUCAAAAGCCAGUUCAGGAUGGAUCAGAUGAGCCAUGUUCCAAAAAAAGGAAAAGAACCCUGCAUUCAAACUCUUCAUGAAGGAAGAAGAAACAAUCCCAAGCUCCUGCCAUUAACGGAGGACGUAGUCACAUUAUCCCGCUUUCUGAAAGAUGAAGUCAGAUCAAGAGAAGAGGUGUUGAGAAAUUCAUCUGAACCAAGAGAAAUCCAAAACGCAUGGAUCAGGCUUGCUGAAAUUGUCCUAACUCAGGUCAUUGUUUUUAAUCAUAAACGACCGGGUGAGAUUGCUAAGAUGACCCUGAGUGACUAUGGUAAAUGCACCAAUGGCGAAGUUGGCAUUAUAGAUGGGGCAUUGACAACAUGGGAGAAACAGCUAUGCCGAGUUCUAUGGCGGGUCGAGAUAGUAGGAAAACGCUCAAGAACUGUGGCUGUCCUUCUCACUGAUCUCAUGAAGCACGCCUUGGACACGCUGAUAUCUAAGAGGACUGAAGCAGGAAUCGAUGAGAACAACAUGUAUUUGUUCGCAGCUCGAUCCAGGGAAGGCCACCUCCGAGGACCGGACACAGUCCGUGAACACGCGGGUAUGUGUGGUGCAAAAAAGCCAGCAUACCUAAGAGUUACUAGGUUAAGAAAGCAUAUUGCGACCGUUUCGCAGAUUAUGAAUCUACAAGAAAACGAGCUUGACCUUCUUGCCGGCUUCCUUGGCCAUGAUCUUCGAACUCACCGUCAAUUUUAUCGCUUACCAGAGUCCACACUGCAAGUAGCCAAAAUAUCAAAGGUCCUACUGAAGAUGGAAAAAGGGGACAUCCGGGGUCUACCUGGAAAAAGCUUGGAGGACAUCCAACUUAAUCCCUCAGAAGAGUACAACACUGAUGAAGAGUCUGACAUUGAAUCUGAUCUGUCUGAUGCUGAUCAGCCGGAAGAUCCACCAGUAUGCCCGCAAAGUCGACAAAAUGGUGCAUCUAAUCAACAGAGAUCUGAGGGUCAGAAAAAGAGAAGGGCUUGGACUUCUAGAGAAAAGGCAGCUGUGGUCCAACAUCUUCGUGGCUACCUACAGAGUCGGAGGGUGCCUGGAAAAGCUGCCAUCAUGGUACUACUCAAGGCUGAGCCAACCACCUUUGCGAACAGAUCCUGGAGAAACGUAAAAGACUUUGUCCGGAAUCAUAUAAGUAAGAAGGACCCUUUCGGUUUUCUCAACACUUAACUGCAUUUCAAUUGUCAUUUAGCUCACCCUGGGGUGUUUGUGUAACACGUAAAUAAGCAGCAGACAGCAAAUGUCAUCUCAUGCUCUCUGAAUUUACUAAUAAUUCAGGUACAAAAGCAAAGCUAGUACAGACAUGGAAGACCAAUGUAAGGGAGUUUGGUGCCAUUAACUAAAACAGAUUUGCUUGAAUUAUUGAAUUUGUUCCUAUUUUUUGUGGAUUAUGAAAUGUACAUUGUCUAGAAUCAAUAACCAAAUACCUACAGUACAUGUUCGUCAUCAGUGAGACAAAAUGCAGAGUUGAGAGUAAUUAUCAAUUCUUGUACAUGUGGCCCUGAACAGUCUGACCCCUGCAUGAUUCUAUGUGGACAAUUAAAAAAAUUUUCAUUUCUGUUUUUUGAAGCAGCACUUAGCAGAAAUCUGAGAUACCGAGUAUGUGGGACGGAUGAGUAGUGACUCUAUAGGGGACAUUUAAAGCAGUCCUGAGCAUCAUGGUCCAGUUCCUCUGAGAUCUUUUUGCCGGUUAGCCCUUUCAUACAAGUUAUGAGAGGACUAUUAGGAGAGGGCAGUUUGUCAUGAGUCAUUGCAAAAAAAAAAUGAAGAGAUGAGUCUGAGUAAGUGUGACUCCUUGUAUGAAUUGACCACCAUCCUCGGGCAAUGGAGCACCAAUGGAAUUAUAUGUAGCUAUGUCAUAAAUUUUAUUGAAAUUUAGUACACAAGGAUGUAAAUAUAAACAUUAAACCUCCUUUGCCAAAGAAUUUUUUUAUGCGAAGCAGCAUUUUGCUUUUUACAAGUCCAUGAUGAAAUUUUGAAUGGACAACAGUAUUGACAUUGGCCAAUAUGGGUUAUAUAACAUUAACAACCCACAUUUAAAUUAGUUCAAUCUUGUGGAAGCACUAAAUGGAAGAAGCUGACGACAGAUUUCUUUUACAUUUAGUUGUACAGCAGAUUGCUGAGAUCUCGGCAUUUAUAAAAUGAUAAUAUUCUGUCUUGCUGUCCUUUAUUUUAGUGUCGGACCAAGCUAAUAUCUUGUCCUGAAUAUUUUACCAAUACCAGGAGGUCGCUUGCUGCAACUUUCAAACUACCAAUUAUGUUUUUUAGAUGAAUUGGCUGGCAAAGUACUGAAAUAAUUCCUGUCAUUCAAAUAAUUUGCUAUGUGUGCAAUUGUUUUCUAUGAAUUAUAUUUGAUAUGUUUGUAUUCAGAUUGCUUGUUUGCAGGAAUUGUAAAAUCAUUUUAUUCAACAAGAUGAGAAAGUUUGCUUGAGAAAAGAAUUAACUGAUUGCUUUUUCUUGUCGUCACAGAGUGAUUUGGAUUUGUAAGGUCAGUAUUAUUUACACACAUUGUUCUGUUUCUUACGUUGCUUUUAAAAGGUACAGUAUGCUACCUGGACAGUAGAAUUUCGUUUAUUACUGUGUAGGCAGGUUUCUUUGUUUCCGUUUUGGCAGGAAGCAAGAUAAGCUGUAGACAGGACUUUUUACCUCAUUCAUUUCACAGGCACAAGUUAACCUGAGGGACGGUUCCUUUUCCAUUGAGCAAGUAAGCAAGGAAAGCUGUGGAUAGGACUUUUUGCUUCAUUGCACAGGCACAUGUUAACUUGACUAGAUUUUUCUGUGCUCCUGUGCAGCUGAGGGUUUCUUUAUGUAUCCAAUUUGCAAGCAAGCAGUGGAAGCUAAAAUGGAUAGAACUUUUUUACUUCAUUCAUUUUACAGGCAUA
This is a messenger RNA of Acanthaster planci (crown-of-thorns starfish), 3737 nucleotides long. RefSeq lists its product as uncharacterized. NCBI's taxonomy places the organism in Eukaryota, Metazoa, Echinodermata, Asteroidea, Valvatida, Acanthasteridae. The record is from RefSeq and is a predicted model, not a curated record.